Echinostoma caproni is the source of this 540-nucleotide messenger RNA. Lineage: Eukaryota; Metazoa; Platyhelminthes; Trematoda; Plagiorchiida; Echinostomatidae. The record is from the annotation of a GenBank genome assembly.
GACCUGUCAUUCAAAGAUAAACACUGGCACGAGCGAUGCUUUUUCUGUACCGUUUGCAAAAGUUCGCUGGCUGACAAACCGUUUGUGACCAAAGACACCGAAUUGUACUGCCCUGAUUGUUACGACGAGCGCUUUUCACCACGAUGUGACGGAUGCAAGAAGAUAUUCAAAGCCGGAUCGAGAAAAUACGAAUACAAAGGCUCCACAUGGCAUGAAGAAUGUUUCACUUGUCUGGAAUGUAAACAACCAUUGGGCACCAAAUCUUUCGUCCCAAAAGACGAAGGGGUCGUUUGUGUGCCGUGCUAUGAAGAAAAAUAUUCGCAAAAGUGCUUCAAAUGUGGCAAGGCCAUUCAAAAAGGUGGUGUCACUUACAAAGGUCAACCCUGGCACAAGACCUGUUUCCUCUGUGUGAAUUGUAACGCUGAACUGUCCGGACAGAAGUUCACCUCGAAAGAUGAGAAACCCUAUUGUGCCGACUGUUAUACACAGCUGUUUGCCAAGCGUUGCGCCAAAUGUACUCAACCUAUCAGUGGUGAGUGA